AUGGCUAACCCCCAACAGCUGGGCAUGCGAGACCUGGUAUCUCUCUCGCAGGUAUGCAAGAUGAUUCGUGCCGUCGUCGAGAGGAUGCUCUGGCACACUCUCGUGGUCCGGCCAGUCGUCCCCAGCAGCAUCAACUGCAUCCCGGCUGCCAUCCCCCGCGGCAUUCCCGUCCGCUUCGUCCGGCACCUUCAUUUUCGUGCCGGCGACGAGCUGCUCGAAGAGCCUCGCUGCGUUCACUGGGAUCCAUGCCCCCAGCGGACGGGCGUGAGCAAGUUCAAGAUUGAGCCCAAGAGCUUCUUCUGGGCCCGCCUCGAGGAGCUCGGGUCGAGAGCCAUUGGCAUAGUCGAUCGCAUCAGGCGCGGACAGCUCAGGAGCUUCAGUUGGGAAAUGGGGGCAUGCUUGCCCGAGGCAGUCUUGCAGCAGCUCGCCUCCACGCAGUCUCAGAUCACCUCGUUGAAGCUGGUGACCGACGGCCGCUGCGAUAGGUGGCCGGAAGCAAGCCUGAUCUAUGCCAAGAGAUUCCGCGAUCUCGAGAGCUUCUGCUGGACCGGUCCUCCCGACCUUUCCACUCUCGCAGAGUUUCUGGGCCCGCGUGAGAAGCCCGUGGGUGGCGGUAAAAGCAUCCAGGUUGCCAGCGGGCUGCAUGCUCUCGAGCUCGACUGGACCACCAAGGACAUCUACAGCCGAGCCAAGAAGUGCUCCCACAGGUCCUUUGAUCGCCACGUCUGGAUCAACCCCCCUCACUGGCCCGAUCCGCCCAUCAAUGCCUUGCCCUCGUUUCGAAUGUCGCAGCUGCAGGUUCUCUGCCUGUCCAAGGUGCCCAUCGCCCGCGACACGUUCUGGCGCAUCUUGGACCUCCAGACUCUUCAGUCGCUCACGAUUCGAGACUGCUCUCGCUGGAUGCAGGCCAUGGGCCACGCCAUCGACAACGGAGCUACCCGCUUCACGCUGCAGACGCUCGAGCUCAAAAGCUCGGGCGACAGCUGGAUCAACAAUGACGACAACGAGGACCAGUGCAAGUGGCUCAAGUUCCUCGGCUUGAUCGACCAUGUCGACGAGCUUUACCUUGCCAUCGAGGUGACUACCGCCCCGGUGAUUCGCAAGUUCUGGAAACUCUUCGACAAGCUCGGCGACAUGGCCUCCUCGCACGUGCUGCAUUACCGUGAAAACACGCGCGCCGACUGGCUUGAGGACGCGCUCGACGUCAGGGACCUGGGCAUGUCGAACGGUAAACAGCGCCUCUUGUUCCAGCCCUUUGUCAACUCGAGCGUCGAGAGUCUCGGUAUCUGCUGUGACCCGCAUCAUCUGAAACUCGUCUUGAAGCCGUUUGCGCGCAAAAGCACGUUGAAGUUCCUCCACGUCCGUCAGACGUUCAGAGACUUGGACGAGGUCAACUCGUGGGGCAUUCGCACGAACCUCCCCUGGAUCCACGCGCCCGAGGUGCCCUGCUCCAAGCUCCUGGAGAAGGCCUUUUUCGAGUUUGCCCAGUGGGCGUUUGGCUCGCGCGGCAUAUUGUCGCUUGACGUGCUGGCCUUUGGCGACUUUGGCUUCAGCGACGCGCUCGAGGAUCACAACUAUCUCCUGUUCCGGUGCGCAGAGUCCAAAUGGGGCUUCCGCCUCAUCGGCGUCGAGGACGAAGAGGGAGUGCUCGUCAUCAACGAGAAUCGCCGUCUGCUGAUGUCGUGUCCGGUCAUGCCAUACAUGCCGAGCGCCGCAGAGAUGGAAAGGGAGCGCGACGGCGUGGGCUCCGCGAUGUAUGUCUCCGGCGCACUCUCGGCACCAACCACAAAUGAAGGGGCCCACAGCGGCGCCAAUCUGGAGAUCGAGGCAGCCUGGAACUACGACAACGAGUCGGGUUAUGACGAAGCCGAGCAAGACGACGGCGAGCAAGACGACGGCGAGCAAGAGGGUGAGAAGACCAAGGAGAAGACCAAGGAGAAAACCAAGGAGAAGACCAAGGAGAAAACCAAGGAGAAAACCAAGGAGAAGACCAAGGAGGGCGGCAGCAAGCCAAAGUGUGACGAACCCAAGGAGUCCGAGGCUGUGGCGACGACCAAGGAGAGCGUCGAGAACGAGUAG
Messenger RNA from Hirsutella rhossiliensis, 2079 nucleotides. RefSeq lists its product as uncharacterized. The transcript has 3 exons. The record is from RefSeq and is a predicted model, not a curated record. The coding region runs from base 1 to 2079 and encodes 692 amino acids. Lineage: Eukaryota; Fungi; Ascomycota; Sordariomycetes; Hypocreales; Ophiocordycipitaceae.